CCUCCUCUCUCUCCCCCACAGCCACCGCCCGCCGCCGCCGCCUCGCUCGCCACGUCCACUCCUCCUCAUCCAACCUCACACCUCUCUCGCCUCGUCGCCUCGCCGGAGCAUGCUCUCUUCCUCCUCGUCCUCGUCGGCGCACGGCUCGCGGCGUGUCCGCAUUGGCUGAAGAUCGAUCGAUCGAUCGCCGCGUCCACACCGCUGGUUUUGGUCGGCGCUGUGGUGCUCCGCCUGCGGAGGCGGGUGGAGGGUGGUGGUGGUGGUGGUGGUUGGUUUGGUUGGCGCGGUGCGGGGGCGCGGGCGCGGGCGCUGACUUUGAGUGGAAGGAAUUCAACGAAGCUUCGGCGUGGACGCGCGGCGUCGGCGUUCGUCCUGGUUCGCUCGCUGCUGAUCUUCCGGGGGGCGGGAUUUGUUACCAUCGAGCAUUGCUUGUGAGUGGUGUGUGGAUGGGCGUGGUGGAUUUCGCGGCGAUGGUGGGGGCGGUGGAGAAGGUCAGAUCCAUCGUCGCAAGCCACGCGCACCAGCACAAGGGCGGCGGCGGCGACGGGGACGGGGAGGCGCGGCGGCGCUACCAGGGAGAGGGCGCGCCGAGGCCACGCAGCCCGGAGUCGCGCUCCGCCUUCGAGCCGCCCACGCCGCCGCGCGCCCGCGCGCCCGACGCGAGAUCCGGGACCAAAGGCGACGCCGCUCCCUGCUCGCCUCCUCCCUGCCGCGAUAUUAGGCGAGCAGAUGAGGAGAUUGACGAACCCAGGGUCCAGUUUUUUGCCCCAGGGACUUACUUCUCACAUGACUCUUCAGAUUCAGAUUCUAGUGUUAGUGUUGCUAACUCAAUGUACAGAUCAGUAACCCCAAGCCCAUCAGAGAGCCCUACGGUUAGGCAGAAUGAUGCUUCUGAUCAUGGUGCUACAACCAUGUCUGACUCAGAUGAUGCUCGGGAGCAUGUCGGUGCUAGCAUAGCUUCCUGGUGUGAAGAGGAGCAUAAAUCAUUCCGUAUUGUUGAUUUUGAUGAUGAUAUUUGGUACCCACCACCUCCUGAAGAUGAGAGCGAUGACGUUGAAUCAAAAUUAUGUGCAUUUGAUGAUGAGGACGAUGAAUAUGGUGACUCCAGCAAUUUUGUUGUGCCUAAUUGCUUCAGUGCUGAUAAAUUUGCUGGUGUUGAUAGUUCCGUUAAUGGAUCUCACAUAGAGAAUGUUCAAAAUGAUUUGCUAAGGCAUUUUCAAGCUCUAGUUGCACAGUUGUUAACAGGGGAAGCUAUUAGUUUGGCCAGGGACAAAGAAUCAAAAGGUUGGCUUGAGAUAGUGUCCUCUUUGGCAUGGCAAGCAGCUAACUUUGUGAAACCUGAUACAAAGAAAGGUGGUAGCAUGGAUCCUAGUGAUUACGUGAAGAUUAAAUGCAUAGCAUCGGGGAAACCAAGUGAGAGCAAUUUUGUUAAAGGAAUUGUUUGCUCCAAGAAUGUAAAACACAAACGCAUGGUCUCUGAGCACCAGAAUGCCACAUUGCUCAUUUUAGGAGGGGCACUUGAAUACCAGAAAGUUUCUAAUAAACUAGCCUCGAUAGGAACUAUACUUGAACAGGAAAAGGAACAUCUCAGAAUGAUUGUUGGAAAGAUCGAGUCAAGACGACCUAAUGUGCUGCUUGUUGAGAAAAGUGUCUCUUCUUUUGCUCAGGAGCUCUUAGCAAAAGAUAUUUCAUUAGUUCUGAAUGUGAAGAGGCCACUUUUGGAUAGGAUAUCAAGAUGCACGGGUGGUCAAAUUGCCUCAUCAAUUGACAACAUUGCCUCAGCAAGACUAGGCCAUUGUGACACGUUCAAGGUGGAAAAAGUUCUAGAAUCCUCAACAGAACAUUCAGAGAAAAAGUCAACUAAGACACUUAUGUUCUUUGAAGGCUGUAUGAAGCGUUUGGGUUGCACGGUUCUACUCAGAGGAGCUUGCCGGGAUGAAUUAAAAAGAAUUAAGCGAGUAAUGCAACUUGCAGUCUUUGCUGCUUAUCAUCUCUCCCUUGAAACGUCAUUCUUUGCGGACGAGGGUGCAACACUUCCAAGAGUUCCUUCAACAUCUUCUGUAGGUGCACCAGAAAUGCAAACCAAUAGAGAGCACCUAUCAUCUUGUUAUGCUAAUCAGGGUAGUCCUGUUAGUUUGAGAACUGAAGAAGAAAAAUAUGCACACAAUGCUUCUAUCAGCCAGAUCUUUAAUGGUAUUUCUGGACCGCCAACUUUUUUACCAUUGGAUGGGGAAAGCCAGGGAAUAGUAUCUGAACAUAGGGAGGUUGAAUCCCCUGCCAAUCAUAUUAAAGGUGACAAUUCGUUCCACUCGCACCAUCCAAAUGCUUUAUGCAAUGUGCAUUCAGUUUCCUUGGGCAACAACCUUGGUAGUAUGGGUGUGACACCAUAUUAUGAUCCGUGCAACUCUUUGCAAUCCCCAGUUGGUGUUUCGGCUAAUAUACUUGGAGAAGUACAUAAUCUGGAAAACUGUGGGUGCCCCAUAUCACUAGAUGACUUUCAUGUUGGAGGCCUGAAUGACCAGAACAAGCUUUCAGGUGGUUAUUUCCCUGGUACUGACAACCAUCAGAGCAUCUUAGUUUCAUUCUCAAGCACAUGCAUCCCAAAAAGCUUGGCAUGCGAGCGUUCUCACCUCUUCCGCAUCAAAUUUUAUGGUAGCUUUGAUAAGCCACUUGGGAGAUACCUUCGAGAAGACUUAUUUGACCAGGCAUAUUGCUGCCCGUCAUGUAAGGAGCAUUCAGAAUCACAUGUUAGGUGCUACAAGCACCAGCAUGGAAGCCUAACAAUCAGUGUUAGACGUCUUGUAUCUCAAAAAUUACCAGGUGAACAUGAUGGAAGGAUAUGGAUGUGGCACAGAUGCACGAGAUGCAAACUCGAGGAUGGAAUGCCUCCCGCAUCACAUAGAGUAAUCAUGUCCGAUGCUGCUUGGGGUCUAUCAUUUGGGAAAUUCCUAGAGCUCAGCUUUUCGAAUCAUGCGACUGCCAACCGACUUGCCAGUUGUGGUCACUCUCUCCAGAGGGACUGCCUUCGUUUCUAUGGGUACGGAAAUAUGGUAGCUGUCUUCCAGUACAGUCCUAUGGUUACUUUAUCUGUUAACCUGCCACCCUCAAUGCUAGAUUUCAAUUGCCAUAGUACACAAGAAUGGGUUAAAGGAGAGGCAGUUGCGGUAUUUGGUGAAAUGGAAUCCUUACAUGCGGAGGUAUAUGGAUUCCUUUCUAAUACUGAAAAGAGUAUCAUAACCAUGGAUGAAUCAUUAAAAACUGGCAUAGAAAGACAGAUCAUUGAGAUGAAGGAUUUGCUUAACAUGGAAAGAAAUGAAUAUGAGACUUUGCUUCUACCAGUUAUCAGGGGGAGUACCCAUUCCAUGAAAUCAAGUAUUGAUAUUUUGGAGCUCAACCGUCUGAGACGUGGUCUCCUCCUAGAUGCUUACAUUUGGGACUGCAGGCUUUGUAACAUAAGUUCAAUAACAAAAGAUGGCCGUGCUUCUAGAAUAAAGGGUUCGGAAGCUGAAUUACACCAGGCAAUUACAAAUCACGGAGAAAUGCAUCAAGAGCCUUCUACUUGUCCACAGUGUUCUUCAGGAAGUUUAAGAAAAUCUCUACUAUCUAGAGAGGGCCAUUCCAUGGACACUGAGAUUAUCUUGCCUGAGAUAGAUUUGCCAGUUGGUAUGGUGGAUAGUUUUGUGCAUGAUAUAGGAGGCCUUGACUUGGUUUUCAGCAAAUUUGAUGUGUCGGGAAUAGCACAGAGUCUAUCAAAAGAUUCCAUCAAGACAGAACCAGUGGAGAGAUUACCCUCACUUGCAUCUAUUUUAUCUGAUAAAAUAGAUAUGGCAUGGAGUGGAUCUUGUGAAUUACACAACAACCUCCCUGAGAGUACAACCAAAGGCAAUGAAAAUCCAAGUUACAGUAAAGCAAUCCCCCCUGUUCGCAUCCAUUCAUUUGAUUCUAUAUUCAGAUUGCAUCAGCGGGAAUCAACGGGAUUAUUGCCUGCUUCAUUGCAUUUGUCCUCAAAGUCAGUUGAUUCCUUUCGAGAUUUGACAAGCCUAGUAAAAGAUCCGCUGACAAACAUGCGGAGGGCCUUUUCUCACAUAUCUCCCAGGGAAAGAGGAAACUUAAAUGUCCUUACUCAUUUGCCAACGUAUAUCAGGUCUGCUGCUCAUAUGGUGAGCGAUGGGGCACGACUAUUACUGCCUCAUAUUGACUUUGAAGGUGGCGUUGUUGUUGCUGUCUAUGAUGAUGAGCCAACCAGUAUUGUGUCGUAUGUCAUGACAUCACAAGAAUACAUUGAACACAUCACACAUAAAAUGGAUACGAAGAGCAGCUUUCAUCAUCCAGUAAAUUGUGCUGUGGCCAGUAAUAACCAAUUUGAGGAAUCUUUUCUCCCACAAGAAGGCCAUUCAGAAUUUAAAGGAACCCACUUCAGUUUUUCUUUUGAUGAUGAAGCAUUUUCUGCUGAUAAUACAAAGUUUUCUGUGACAUGUUAUUUUGCAAGGCAGUUUGCUGCUCUUAGAAAGAAAUGCUGCCCAGGUGAUAUUGAUUACAUACGCUCACUAAGUCGUUGUAAGAGAUGGAGUGCACAAGGUGGAAAAAGCAAUGUAUACUUUGCAAAGACAAUGGAUGAGAGAUUCAUAAUUAAACAGGUCACCAAGACAGAGCUGGACUCUUUUAUAGGAUUUGCUCCUCACUAUUUCAGGCACUUGGCAGAAUCACUAACUUCUAGGAGCCCGACUUGUUUGGCUAAAAUAAUGGGACUUUAUCAGGUUAAUAUUAAGGGCUUGAAAGGAGGGCGUGAGGUAAAGAUGGAUCUUAUGGUGAUGGAGAACAUUUUCUUCCAACGAACAAUAUCUAGGGUCUAUGACCUAAAGGGUUCCGUGCGGUCACGCUAUAAUUCUGAUACAUCCGGCCACAAUAAAGUACUUUUAGAUUCUAAUCUCAUAGAGGCACAGCAUACAAAUCCUAUAUUUUUGGGGAGCAAGGCAAAACAAAGAAUGGAAAGAGCUGUCUGGAACGAUACAUCAUUCCUUGCGUCAUUGGACGUCAUGGACUACUCGCUUCUGGUCGGCGUAGACGAGAGGAAGAACGAGCUCGUGAUCGGCAUCAUCGACUUCCUCCGGCAGUACACCUGGGACAAGCAGCUGGAGACGUGGGUGAAGGCCUCCGGCAUCCUGGGCGGCUCCAAGAACGAGGCCCCCACCGUCAUAUCGCCGGUCCAGUACAAGAAGAGGUUCAGGAAGGCCAUGUCGAGGUACUUCCUCGCCGUCCCCGACGACUGGUCCUCAUCAUAACAGGGCUUUUCCUGCCUCCCUCUUCCACCCUACCCUACGUUGAAGCAGAAUCGUCACCGUUUCAUCCCCGCUGUAAUUUUUUUUUGAGCAAAAUGGGGGUGAAACGAGACAGGUAGCCAUUUAGCCAACCAUUCUUUAAUUGGUUCGGUCACUUACUAACAUUGUUGUAGCCUUAGAAUGAUAGAAAUCAUAGAAUAGAAACAGAGGAUCAGGCCACCUUGUCGUGUGUGGGCUGGACACCAAGCAUGCCAAUUGCAGUGUCUUUCUCCCCGUGAUCUCAAGGCGGAAAAAGGCUUGGUCCCUGUAGAAUGUGCAUUUGCUGCUAGCGAAGGCGGAUUAUUCGACGCCGUGCUGUGCCUCAUUUCUUCUGAUUUGAUUACCUCUGGUAUCCAUAUAGAAUUGUACAAGAUAGAGGGCAGGUCAAUAAAGGUGUAACAUCUCGAUUACUUGUGAAAUUUGUAACAGCUCAGUUACUUGUGUUAAAGAUGUAUCAGUUCAGUUACUUUGUCAUAGUACUGUACUUUCAUUUU
Messenger RNA from Oryza sativa Japonica Group (Japanese rice), 5812 nucleotides. Its product is annotated as putative 1-phosphatidylinositol-3-phosphate 5-kinase FAB1C. The record is from RefSeq and is a predicted model, not a curated record. NCBI's taxonomy places the organism in Eukaryota, Viridiplantae, Streptophyta, Magnoliopsida, Poales, Poaceae. Gene Ontology annotation, cellular component: endosome membrane. Gene Ontology annotation, molecular function: 1-phosphatidylinositol-3-phosphate 5-kinase activity; ATP binding. Gene Ontology annotation, biological process: phosphatidylinositol phosphate biosynthetic process.